AUGGUUAAGAGCAAGAAAGACCGAGAUAAUCAUCAUGCAGACGAUCAUAAGCAUGAAGUUGAGGUGAAAAGAUUGAUGAAAUCGUACGUGAAGGUUGGGGUGAGCUUGCGCAAGAUACCGCUGGCGUUCAUGACGGUGAAGACAAGAGAAUCAACUGAAUUUAUACACUCUUUUGAGUAUGUGAUGCAAUAUUCGUACCAUAAUAUGUUUGCAAAAUCAGAGCGCUCGUCAAAGAUAAAUGAUAGAUUAUAUGGUCUUAAAGCCUCAUUAAAAAGCUGCAAUGAAACUCUCAUCCUCUAUGCGAAACUUUACUCAUUAUCACAGCAACAAUUUUACACACCUACAUCGUAUGCUUUUUACGGCCUGUAA
Messenger RNA from Pichia membranifaciens NRRL Y-2026, 369 nucleotides. RefSeq lists its product as hypothetical. The record is from RefSeq and is a predicted model, not a curated record. The transcript has 2 exons. The coding region runs from base 1 to 369 and encodes 122 amino acids. Lineage: Eukaryota; Fungi; Ascomycota; Pichiomycetes; Pichiales; Pichiaceae.